GUAUCCACGACAAGAAAGGAAUUCAGAAAAGCACUAAGGAUAUUAGAUCAGCUGUUGAUUUCAAAGAAAAAGUAUCCUCAUUUGAAAGAAGGAGUUCAAUGGAACACAGUUCUAGUCUAACAAAAUCGCUUUCUUCCAGAAAACCACCUCCGAUACCUAAUAAGCCUCGAUUACGUUCUAAAAGUGUUCCUGAUGCAAACUUCUUUCACGAAUCAAAUGGCGAUUGUAAAGCAUUUGAUGAUUCUGAUGAUAAAGAAGUUAAUAAUAGUGACUCAAACUUUGAAUGUACAAAUGAUUCUCAAUGCUCAAAUGAUCUAGAUCAAUCUUCAGUAAACAAUCAGGAAAAUUUGGAUUCUGGAUCAGAAUCAAAGAAUACUUCUGCUGAAAUAAUUGAAAAAAAUAUUGAAAAAAUUAGUAAAAAUAAGGAUGAUGAUGAUGAUGUAAAGACUUACCCAACCACAACAAAUUGUGAUGAUAAAGAAGAAAGUCAACCUCAACGUUUAGUUAAUUUAAAUCCAAUUUAUCAAGAUUCUGGUUUAAACAUAAUUUAUGAUUCACAUCCUACACAAGAAACUGAAAAUGCUAAAGAGAAACUUGAAUUAUCAUUAAAAACCGAGCAACCAGUUUCAAUGCUUUUGGAAUCGAAGGAAGAUAGCAAAAAUGAAGAUGAAACGAAGGAAGAUAGUAAAAAUGGAGACGAAGAAGCAAAACAUUUAGAUAAAAAUUUAGUAAACAGCAAUGAUUCGACCAAAACUCUCACAGAAAAUGUAUCACAGUCUAUUGAAGAGAAAAAUAAUGUACAGGAAGUAAAGAAUGAGGAGCAUGUCUUGAAACUUCAAUAUGACAACUUAUUGAAUGCAGACAUUUAUCAAAUUCCACUCAAUCUAAAUCAGGAUGAUAUACUUCUCGCCGAUCUGGACGUUUCACCUAGACAAUUGGAACCGCCAAAGGAAAAACCACCCCCUCCUCCCCUCGAUAUGUCAGAUGUUGAAAGUUCUGAGAAUGUACCAACAACACGUCACAACAGUACAAAAGAAAUAAAACGGGAACUUUGGAAAAGAAGAUCUGAUUUCUUGGGAAUUGAAUUUGAAGAUGGUGCUAUAGAAGUUGAUGAAAAUCAAAUUCCACCACCAUCAGCAAUGGAAGAUUUCUUGAAAUCUGAAAGGGAGCUCGAAAGAGAAAAGAGACAAUUAUUAGAAGAACAGACGUCAAUCAGACUUCAAAGGCUAGCCGAAGAGGAAGAAAUUGCACGUAAAGAAAGAGAGAUUAUAGAAAGUAUUGAAAGAGAAGAAAGAGAACGACAACAACAAGAGUUGGAAGCAGGAAAUUCUAAUUUAAAUGAAGAAAGCACAUUAUAUGAAAAAUCUGAAACAAACCAGCAAUGUAAAGAGCAAGAUAGGCUACAAGAACAACAAAUCUUACAAGAAAGAGAAGAAUAUGUUAAACAGCAAGAGGAUAAGGAAACACUUAAAAAAACAAAUCAACACAACACCAGUGGAUCUAAACAAUCAAAUGUAAAUUCUGUUGAUACUCUUUCUUCUCUUUCUUCAAAUUCUUCUGCAAAAAUUAAAUCUGAAGAAGCAAAAACUGAUUCUGUUCUUCCAAAUCGAACUCCUUCUAAAAAGAUGUUGCUAAGACAAGAAAGAGAGCGUUUACGAAGAGAACAAGAAGCUUUACAAAAGCAAAGAGAAGAAUAUGAACGGCAAGUCAAACUUCAACAACAGAAAUGGUUACAGCAACAGCAACAGCAGACCACUUCGAAACAGAAGCAAAACAAUGUUUCUUCACUGUCACAAAAUAAAGUGCCAAAUAAAACGUCUUCAUCUCAUGAAACAGCAACAGCGACAUCUAAUCAAGUCAAAGACGAAUUAUGGGAAAGAGAAGACAUCAUUUAUGCUAGUCGUCAACCACAGGCUGCUCCACCUACACAAUCUGAUGAUAUGAAAUUAAGAAAUGAAGGAAACGAACUUUCCAAUGGUAAAAUGGCAUUACAACCUCAAGCAUUAAGCAAAAGGAGUCUUCACAACCUUGGAGCAGCACCUAAAGCAAAAAUUGUAAAUAAUGAAAAAUGGAUUAAACCAGCUGAAAAGGUUUUAAAGCGUCGUACAGAAACUACAUUAGAAAGUGGAUAUAACCAAUACCACUGGUUAGUGCAAGAAGCCGAAAUGAGGAGGAUCACUGAACAAAAAGAACGACAGUGCCAGUUUGCUUCCGAACACAGAUCCAUUCAUAGCAGAAGCUCUGGCAUUACUCUAAAUCACCAGUCACAAACUAAUAUGUUACAUCAUAAUCAAAAACAACCGUUAAAUCACAUAACUCCUUCCGCUCACCCCUGCAGCUAUUCAGUGGAUCACCAAUGGAACAGAAGCAAUAACACCACGAACGGAAGGCAUAGUGGACAGUUAAAGGAUGGUAAACAAUGUUUCGGAUACACAAAGCCACACAGAGACAUUUCCCCAACCAAGCCUCCCCGGAGUAGGAAUUCUAACACCCAAGAACAUUUGUUAUCUGUUAGUGGGAGGAAGAGGUGUUCCCAUUGUGGGGAAGAACUUGGACACGGGGCUGCUAUGAUUAUCGAAUCUUUGCAAUUGUUUUAUCAUAUCCAGUGUUUCUGUUGUUGUGUAUGUCAAGCACAGUUAGGUAAUGGUUCUUGUGGUACAGAUGUUCGUGUAAGAAAUAAUAAAUUACAUUGCCAACAUUGCUAUAGCAAUGAUGAAGCUGGACUCAAAUUCAGUCAAGUAUGAGCAGCCUCUUAGUUCUUGGUUUAGUUUCAUACAAAAUUCGAAAUAAAAAAAGAAAAAACAUUGUUUCAUAUAAAGCGAAAAGACAGAUUUUUUUAGUUGUCGUCCAAAAAAUGUCAACGACAGUUCUGUGAUUUUAUAUAUAGUGAGAUGAUGUUUCUUGGAAUGUAAAUAUUUCACACUUACUGAAGCUUGACCUUUUGAUUGUUGGAAUUUAUUAAAUGGAAUGUUAUCUCAAAUGAUUAUUUGUAAGACCGUAAGAAUGUCGACGUCCGAACGAAUAUAUCACUGUUUGAACCGUCUCACCUGCGACGGGAUUGUUCAACAAGACGUCGAUCGCCACUCCCGACACUCUUAGGCAUUAGUUUUAAACGUUUGCUCUCGACUAAAGGACGUAUUUAGCCAAAACAUUCGUUUGACGGCUGUGAUCUCAGACUAAGUGCCUUCCUCCGAAAGAAAAAA
Messenger RNA from Centruroides sculpturatus (bark scorpion), 3203 nucleotides. RefSeq names its product trichohyalin-like. Gene Ontology annotation, cellular component: stress fiber. NCBI's taxonomy places the organism in Eukaryota, Metazoa, Arthropoda, Arachnida, Scorpiones, Buthidae. The coding region runs from base 99 to 2744 and encodes 881 amino acids. Gene Ontology annotation, biological process: positive regulation of stress fiber assembly; regulation of focal adhesion assembly. The transcript has 13 exons. The record is from RefSeq and is a predicted model, not a curated record. Gene Ontology annotation, molecular function: myosin II head/neck binding.